Molecule: messenger RNA, 1140 nt
Organism: Arctia plantaginis
Lineage: Eukaryota; Metazoa; Arthropoda; Insecta; Lepidoptera; Erebidae
Source: the annotation of a GenBank genome assembly
AUGGAGAAGAUACUGGCGAUAUUUUCAAAGAACUGCAUUCUUAUGGGAGACCCUGACUCGUAUUGUCUUGUCUGCUCCAUCACUAUAGCAGGAGAUGUACUGAAACACACUAGAAACCCAAAACACACCGCCAAGUUGAAACAGACUGUUUAUUUUGAAAAACAUAAAGAUGAUUUCAUAAAAAAGGUGAACGACGUUUACUUCUGCGAGGUAGACGGAGGCUUUCAGUGUUUAACAUGUAACAAAGUUGUAUCUAACACAGAGAUCUCUAAACACUUAGAUUCUGAGCAGCACAAGUCUGCUCGUGUUUCAUUAGACUGCACUAGAAAUAAUGCUGACAAUAACUAUAUUGACCAAAGAAAUGAAGAGAAAAAGGAACAGAUGGAAGAGAAUGAAGCCAAUGAAGAUGAUACAAAAGUGACAUCCAACAAAAAAGUUGACACAAAGGUUUUGACAGAUAACCCGCCUGUUACUAAAGGAAAAGCUAUAAAGAAACUAACUCCUGUGAGUGAAGAACUGGAAACUUAUGCAAAAGAACAUGGCUUGUUCGUAACCCAAGAUAGGUUUAGUUUAAAUUGUCAGAUAUGUAGUACAGUAGUUCCUGGCACAAUGAACCAAGUAAAAAAACACAUAGCAGGAAAAAAACACACAGAUAACAUAAAACGGCAGGCUCAGGCAGGCAAAGAACUAAUUACGAUGAAGAUGGAAAAAGUUCUACCAAAAGAUUAUUUUAGACAGACUUUAAUUCUGGAUUGCAGAUUUGUCAUAAUUAAUGACAGUUUUUGUGUCGAGUUUAAUCAUUUCUUUUGUCUGUUGGACAUGGGAAAGAUAAUAUGUCAACUUUGUGACAUAGAAAUAGCCCGAGAGAACAGAGAAAUGCAUGUUGCUUCUCCAUCGCAUAAAUUUAAAUUGCAAAAAGCUUUUGUUAUUACUUCUUUGAAAGAGGAAUUUGUAAGACAGAUCAAUUCUCUGUUUCAUUGCGGUUUCUGCGGCGUAUUUCAAAAGGACUUUGAGCACAUGUUGGAUCACCUCUCCACUGCUGUACAUACACACCAAAAGGUUACAAAAAAGAAGAUUUUUCAAAGUUUUAAGGACGAUGAACUAAACUACGGCAUAAUGGAACUAAAUCUAUAUUUUUAA